AUGGAGAAGAGCGGGAGACAUUUGUACUGGUUCAUCGAUCUUGCGGUGGGGCAUGUUGUUGGUUUGAGGAUGGAAGCUCUACCGCCAGAUGAGAGGGUAGUUUUGGUGGGCCACAGUGCUGGUGGGGCGGCCAUUUCUGUUGCUAUGGAAUGGUUCCCUCACAAAGUUGCUGUUGCCAUUUUUGCUUCCACUGUAAUGCCUGGUCCUGACUUCACUCUUCAAUCAAGCUAUCGGCAAAAGUACAGAUCGUUCGAGGAUAUUGGACUAUUUCAUGGACAACAAGUUUACAUUCGACCCAAAGCACGUGUACCCGUCUUCUAUGGUCCCAAGUUCUUAUCAACCGAGUUGUAUCAACUCUCACCACCUCAGAGUUCGACUCUUGCAAGGUUGUUGGAGAGACCAGAUCAUGUGUCUAAUGGUGCAGCGUUGUUGCAGGACACAUCACUUACCAAGGAAAAGGUGGCGACGCUGUUGAAAUUGGCAGGUCAUAGAGUCACCGCCCUCGACCUAGCUGCUUCUGGGAUUAACCCAAAGCAGCUGUAUGAGCUCCGUACCAUCUCAGAUCACCUGGAGCCAUUGCUGUCAUUCAUGGCGGCGUUACCAGCGGAGGAAAGGGUUGUUUUUGGUGGGGCAUAG
This is a messenger RNA of Ilex paraguariensis (yerba mate), 636 nucleotides long. Lineage: Eukaryota; Viridiplantae; Streptophyta; Magnoliopsida; Aquifoliales; Aquifoliaceae. The record is from the annotation of a GenBank genome assembly.